UAAUUUCCCCUCUACAGUACAGUGAAAUGCGCCCAAUCCAUCGUCGACCCGAAAAAGUUGCCAUCUUAGUAACUGCAGUUUUAUUUGCGAUAACUAUCAUUUUUAGUGUGUUUAAAAAUGGAAAAGGAACAUCUCCUAUACCAGUGAAAGAAAGACCCUUGAAAGCAUUUAUAACUUCUGCAUAUUAUUAUUCAUCAUCUAAAAGUCUGGGAAAGAAUGCACUAGCCCUGGUAAUGAGCAUAAAUCUUGUGAAAUCCCCAAAUGAGCUGGCUCAACAUCCGAAUCCUCCAGAACUUGUAAUUUCCGCAGAGAAUGAUACGACGAGUAUAAUGGUUAAAACUCCAUAUUCUAGAGUGACUCCUCAUGAUGUUUGUCAAAUUAUUACUGUUUUUGCGACUGUUCAACUAUUACCAAACGUAAAAAGUAUCAAAAUGGUGUCGGGGAAUGAAUUGACGGAAAUUCCAUUUUCGAAACCUUCAUCACUGAAACGGGAUGUUGUGGUGUGUACGUCGCCGUUAUUCGUCAGUGAGCAGUGGCAGAAUUUCCUAUUUGCAGUUCACAUUUAUAAAAAAUUUGAUGCUCACAUGAAUUUAUACCUGGUUAGUUCAAUCACUUCAUUUUAUGAACUCAUGAAAGAGUAUGAAAAAGAGGGGUACAUGACCAUCCAGCCGUGGGUCAGUGUUAAAUACCCAGAAGUUUCAAAAAUUAUUGCUGAUUCAUAUGAUCAAAUUGAAUUCCGAAAUCAAGCAGCAGCUCAAACUGAUUGUCUACUCCAGUUCAAGGAAUCUGCUAGAUUUAUUACAUUUUUGGACCUAGACGAUGUUCUUAUUCCUAAACUUGCACCAACAUAUGCAGAAGAGUUUCAAAAAUUAAUGGUAACCAAAAAACGAUCAUCGUUCAUUUUUUAUCAUAAAGAGAAUUAUAACGUCGCUGCGACAAGAUAUGGGUCAAAAUUUUCUCUCAAAAAUAUGUUCAAUAGUAUGGAAUGCCAAAACAAUAGAGAAACAGGGAAGAUUGUGGUGAAUCCAAAACAUCUCAACUUUACCUGGAUCCAUUAUCCGCCAAUUUCGCCGGAAGAACUUGCAAAACAUGAAGUAACAGAAAAUGUGAUUACUCAUCUCAAGACUAUAGUUUGGGUUGAUGAGGAACCAGACGGGGAAAACCAAAAAAUAAUUGAGCCAUUGUACUAUGACAAUUCGACCGAUACAAUACUUUCUCGACAACAAAUAAAGGAACUUGAGACAGAUCUUGAGAAUAUGAUGAUGAAACCCAAUAUACAGAAGAUCUUUGCACAACUACCUGACAUUCAUUAUUAUACAGAUUUAGUUGUAAAUUGCUAUAACGAUCGAUAUUAUAAGUACCAUUACUCCGGUCGAAUCUCAGAAAUUACCUGUCCUGGUCCACAAUUAUGUGAAUAUCAUCAACAUCCAAAUAUCACAUGCAUGCGUGUAAAUGCAACAUAUCAUUCCAUGAAAACAUUAUCACCAAUCACAUAUUAUUAUGCAAAUGAUCCUCAUUUUACUUCAGAAAUGGGGUGUUAUGCUCAUUAG
Messenger RNA from Caenorhabditis elegans, 1550 nucleotides. RefSeq names its product Glycosyltransferase family 92 protein F49C12.5 (gene gtnt-30). The transcript has 10 exons. NCBI's taxonomy places the organism in Eukaryota, Metazoa, Nematoda, Chromadorea, Rhabditida, Rhabditidae. The record is from RefSeq and is marked reviewed. Gene Ontology annotation, cellular component: membrane. Bases 27 to 1550 code for a protein of 507 amino acids.